This is a messenger RNA of Prunus persica (peach), 1485 nucleotides long. RefSeq lists its product as uncharacterized. The transcript has a single exon. The record is from RefSeq and is a predicted model, not a curated record. NCBI's taxonomy places the organism in Eukaryota, Viridiplantae, Streptophyta, Magnoliopsida, Rosales, Rosaceae. The coding region runs from base 1 to 1485 and encodes 494 amino acids.
AUGACCCUGCGAGAAGCAGCUCAAGACUGGUUCCACACUCUACUGUCCGCGUCGAUAGGAAACUUCAAGGAGUUGGCCUUCAUCUUCACAAAGGAGUACACCUCCUACAAGACGGUCAGAAAGCAUGCAGACCAUCUGUUCAACCUGCGCAAGAAGCCAGACGAGUCUCUACGAGACUACCUGAGACGGUUUAAGGCUGAAAAGGCUAACAUCAUAGGAUGCAAUGACCAAGUUGCAUCCUCAGCUUUCAAGAAGGGCUUGCCAACCGAGCACGAGCUAUACCGGGAACUGGCCAUAACACCAAGUCAAACCUUGGCAGAAGUGUUCACGACGGCAGAACGCUACGCACUUUGGGACGAUGAUCGAAUCGCCGCAAAGAAAGCUAGCAAGCAAGUUGAUCACCCGACGAAGCAGGCAAGCCAAAAGAGCAACCAAUUCGAGCAAAAAGCCCGAGAUAAGCGCAGAUCGCGGCCCCAAGAGGGAAGCUCAGAAAUUGGGACCUUCACUGAGUUCGCUAUCCCAAUUCAUCAGAUCCUGGCUCAAGUGAAGGACAAGCCGUGGGUGAGGAGACCGCCACCCAUGAAAGGAGACCCCUCUAAGAGGGACACCAGUAAAUACUGCGCAUUCCACGGGGAGCACGGUCAUUACACCAACAAUUGCAAUGCCUGGAAAAGGCAUCUGGAGGAGUUGGUCAGAGAAGGUCAUUGCACAGAAUUCGUCGCAAAGAAGGCCAUCCAACAGAUCGAGGAUCGUGAUGCGGCUGCCAAGGAACCUCCCCAAAAGGUCAUUCGAAUCAACACCAUUCUAGCUGACUCUCAGGAGUCCGGGCUGACCACCAAGGAGCGCAAGAGGAAGAUCGCGCAGGCGACUUAUGUCUCCCAAGUCACAACGGGAGUACCAGUUAUUGUGGAUACACCCAUCAUUGGUUUCCAGAAGAAAGACUUGAUCGGGCUUGACCUGCCGCAUAAUGACGCCCUAGUCAUCUGCAUUCAGAUUGAACAAGCUGUGAUCGAGCAAGUUCAUGUGGAUGAGGGCAGCGCAGCCAACAUCCUGCAACUAUCUGUCAUCCAACAGAUGGGAUUGGAGCCCAAGAUAAGCAAACUUGCAAGGUCGCUGACUGGCUUCAAUGGGGCCACAUCAAUCACUGUUGGACAGAUCGACCUUGACGUCCACUCGCCUCCAGUAGUCUGCUCACAAACCUUCAUGGUCAUCGACGAGAUCUCCCCGUACAACGGAAUCCUGGACCGACCGUGGAUCAGCAAGAUCGAGGCUAUCACAUCUGCUCUACACCAGAAGAUUCGCUACCCCAUCCCUGGAGGUGGAAUCGGGCAGAUCAAUAGUGACCAAGCCAUGGCAAGAAGAUGCACAGCUCACGGACUCAGGAAGAGCAAGCAGAUGCAGUUCACACCAGUAAUGCAAGCUGCCAACGAGGCACGAAGCAGACAAGCAAGCUCGAGCGAGAAGGAAGCUGUUACCUCACAAUAG